Messenger RNA from Aspergillus fijiensis CBS 313.89, 1365 nucleotides. RefSeq names its product putative general amino acid permease (Agp2). The record is from RefSeq and is a predicted model, not a curated record. Gene Ontology annotation, molecular function: amino acid transmembrane transporter activity. Gene Ontology annotation, cellular component: membrane. Lineage: Eukaryota; Fungi; Ascomycota; Eurotiomycetes; Eurotiales; Aspergillaceae. Gene Ontology annotation, biological process: amino acid transmembrane transport. The coding region runs from base 1 to 1365 and encodes 454 amino acids. The transcript is spliced from 4 exons.
AUGGUUACCUACUUGCCCAUCUCAUCACCUUUCAUUAGAUUCGCUGGUCGAUAUGUCGACGAAGCCUUCGGCGUGGCUGCUGGCUACAACUUCUUCAUAUUCGAAGCCGUUAUGGUUCCGUUCGAAGUUACGGCAUGUAAUAUGAUCAUCAACUACUGGAGUGAUGUAGUCCCAGUUGCCGGGAUUGUUAUCAUUGUACUGGCACUCUACGUUCUUUUGAAUCUCUUUGCCGUCGAAUGGUAUGGCGAGUCUGAGUUCUGGCUUUCUCUCAGCAAAGUCUUACUCAGCGUGGGGUUGAUAUUCUUCACAUUUAUUGUGAUGGUUGGAGGCAAUCCUCUCGGCGACCGGUUCGGCUUCCGGUACUGGAGGAAUCCUGGAGCCUUCGCAGAAUAUUACAAACCUGGCGAUCUUGGGCGAUGGCUUGGGUUCUUGGCUUGUUUGAUUCAGGCCAGCUUCACCAUUGCCGGACCAGAUUACGUCUCAAUGGCUGCCGGGGAGGCAGUCAAUCCUCGUGGAGUUUUACCGAAGGCUUACAACGGCAUAUUUCUUCGGCUCACGGCAUUCUUUGUUUUGGGGGUGCUUUGCAUCGGCAUUUUGGUUCCUUAUAACGACCCCGAAAUGGCGGCUGCGUUUGAACAAGAUUUGCCCGGCGCUGCGUCAUCGCCUUAUGUGAUUGCAAUGGAUCGGUUGCAAAUCCCCGUGCUGCCACACAUCGUCAAUGCCAUGAUUCUCCUUGCUUCGUUCAGCGCGGGUAACAGCUAUGUUUACUGCGCCAGCCGUAGCCUUUACGGGCUUGCGCUUGAUGGCAAGGCGCCACGUAUCCUCACCAAGUGCACCAAGAAGGGUAUACCGAUCUACUGCGUGCUGGUCGUGCUUCUUAUCUCUCUCCUUGCGUUCUUACAGGUUUCCAAUGGCUCAGCAGUCGUACUUAACUGGUUUGUUAGUCUGAUGACAGCCUCCCAACUCAUCAAUUUCUCAGUCAUCACCUUCACAUACACUAGAUUUAGAAAAGCUCUGAUCGUACAGGGCGUGGCCCGGCAGACUCUACCCUACCGGAGUUGGGGCCAACCUUAUGUCGCCUACAUAGCUUUGGUCUCCACAUUCGUCAUGACCUUCGUCGGAGGAUACACAGUAUUCCUGCCCGGUAACUGGGACGUACCGACAUUCUUGUUUUCGUACACGAUGAUCGCGGUGUUUCCGAUCAUUUAUGUCGGCUAUAAAUUAUUUUGCCGGACAAAGCUUUGGAAGCCCGAAGAGGUUGAUAUAAUGACUGGUGUGGAUGAUAUAGAUGAGUAUACGAAGAGCUAUGUUGAAGUACCUUCGCGUAAUCCUUUCUCACGAUUUGGCGAUUGGCUGUUCGGCUGA